Closterium sp. NIES-65 is the source of this 1065-nucleotide messenger RNA. NCBI's taxonomy places the organism in Eukaryota, Viridiplantae, Streptophyta, Zygnematophyceae, Desmidiales, Closteriaceae. The record is from the annotation of a GenBank genome assembly.
AUGAGUCCGUUGAACCGAAUCAACCGCAUCGCCUCGCACAUCUGCCCGCCCGUGUCGACCAGCGAUGGUGGGCUCAGCAUGAACGUCACGCGCGCCAAGGGCAGCAGCGGCGGCUUCAAGGUCGCCGUGCUGGGCGCGGCGGGUGGCAUCGGGCAACCACUCUCGCUGCUGCUUAAGAUGAAUCCGCUUGUAUCGGUGCUGCACCUGUACGACGUGUUCAACACGCCCGGCGUCACGGCCGACCUCAGCCACACCAGCACCUCCGCCGUCGUGCGCGGGUUCCUGGGCAAUGACCAGCUGGGCGCGGCGCUAGACGGAAUGGACCUGGUGAUCAUCCCCGCGGGCGUGCCGCGCAAGCCGGGCAUGACGCGCGACGACCUGUUCAAGAUCAACGCCGGCAUCGUCAAGACGCUCUGCGAGGGAAUCGCGAAGCACUGCCCGCGCGCCGUCGUGAACAUUAUCAGCAACCCGGUGAACUCGACGGUCGCGAUCGCCGCGGAGGUGUUCCGGCGCGCGGGGACGUACGAUCCGCGCAAGCUGAUGGGCGUCACGACGCUCGACGUGGUCCGCGCCAACACCUUCGUGGCGGAGGUGCUGGGGCUGAAUCCCGAGGAAGUGAACGUGCCAGUGGUGGGCGGCCAUGCAGGCAUCACCAUCCUGCCGCUGCUCUCGCAGGUGACACCUGCGGUGAGCUUCAGUCAGGAGGAGCUAGACCAACUGACCAACAGAAUCCAAAACGGAGGCACGGAGGUCGUCGAGGCCAAAGCCGGCGCUGGUUCUGCCACCCUGUCCAUGGCGUAUGCAGCGGCCAAGUUCGCGCAGGCAUGUCUACGGGCCAUGCGGGGGGAGGCGGGCAUUGUGGAGUGCGCCUUCGUGCAAUCCACGGUGACGGAGCUGCCAUUCUUUGCCUCGCGAGUGGUGCUGGGGCGGCAAGGAGUGGAGGAGGUGCUAGGGCUAGGGCCCAUGACUCAGUAUGAGCGGGUGUGGUUGGACAAGUUGAAGCCUGAGCUCAAGGCAAGCAUUGACAAGGGCGUUGAUUUUGUAGCAAGGGCUAAAAAUGAUUGA